Molecule: messenger RNA, 2042 nt
Organism: Hippoglossus stenolepis (Pacific halibut)
Lineage: Eukaryota; Metazoa; Chordata; Actinopteri; Pleuronectiformes; Pleuronectidae
Product: UTP--glucose-1-phosphate uridylyltransferase
Exons: 10
Coding region: 252-1766 (504 amino acids)
Biological process (GO): glycogen metabolic process; UDP-alpha-D-glucose metabolic process
Cellular component (GO): cytoplasm
Molecular function (GO): UTP:glucose-1-phosphate uridylyltransferase activity
Source: RefSeq, a predicted model, not a curated record
UGUGUGUGUGUGUGUGUGUGUGUGUGUGGGCAGGCCUUGUGUCGAGCUCCGACUCGGGGCUGCAGAUCUGUGACCUUCCUCUGAGCUGAGGAUGACGAGGACGUCUGUUGUCCUCUGACAACUUUAGUUUUUAUCUUUGGGACCAUUUUUAACUUUUUUAUUUCAAACUCAUGGACUCGCUGUGAGACGCCUGCUGCUUCCUGUCCUCAGAUCUAAUCAUUUACUGUUUAGGGUUUUUCAACAGCAAUAAAAUGUCUUUGCUUGUAGCUGACCUGGCCAGAGGAGUGAUGACGGAGUUCCAGGAGAAGCUCCGGCAGCAGCACGAGGAGUCGAUGCACCGUGAGCUGGAGGCGCUGCUCCACACGGCCAACGAGACGGAGGCGGAGAUCUCCAGAAAAGAAUUUGAUGGAUUCAAGAACCUCUUCCACAGAUUCCUUCAGGUCAAAGGUCCCGCGGUCAACUGGGCCAAGAUCAACCGGCCGCCAGAGGACUCGAUCCAGCCCUACGAGAAGAUCAAGGCUAAAGGUCUCCCUGACGACAUCGCCGCCAGCCUCAACAAGCUCGCUGUGGUCAAACUGAACGGCGGCCUGGGAACCAGCAUGGGCUGCAAGGGUCCCAAGAGUCUGAUCAGCGUCCGCAGCGAGAACACCUUCCUGGACCUGACGGUGCAGCAGAUCGAGCAUCUGAACAAAACCUUCAACACCGACGUGCCGCUGGUUCUGAUGAACUCGUUCAACACAGACGAAGACACGAAGAAGAUUCUGCUGAAAUACAAACAUUACAAAGUCAAAAUACACACGUUCAACCAGAGCAGGUAUCCGAGGAUCAACAAGGAGUCUCUGCUGCCGAUCGCCAGAACCAUGGGGACGAGUGGCGAGAAUGCGGAGGCCUGGUACCCGCCGGGUCACGGAGACAUCUACGCCAGCUUCUCCAACUCUGGGCUGCUGGACCGACUCCUCGCCGAGGGCAAAGAGUACAUCUUCGUAUCCAACAUCGACAACCUGGGCGCCACCGUCGACCUCUUCAUCCUCCACCACCUGAUGAGUCAGCCGGCUGACAGGCGCUGCGAGUUCAUCAUGGAGGUCACCGACAAAACCAGAGCCGACGUCAAGGGCGGGACUCUGAUCCAGUAUGAGGACCACCUGCGGCUGCUGGAGAUCGCUCAGGUACCGAAGGCGCACGUCGACGAGUUCAAGUCCGUCACCAAGUUCAAGAUCUUCAACACCAACAACCUGUGGAUCUCGCUGCCCGCCGUCAAGAGGCUGCAGGAGAAGAACAACCUGGACCUGGAGAUCAUCGUCAACCCCAAGACGUUGGACGGCGGCCUGAACGUCUUCCAGCUGGAGACGGCGGUGGGCGCCGCCAUCAAGAACUUCAACAACGCCAUGGGUGUGAAUGUCCCGCGCAGCCGCUUCCUGCCGGUGAAGACGUCGUCCGACCUGCUGCUGGUGAUGUCGAACCUGUACAGCCUGGACGCCGGCUCGCUCACCAUGAGCCAGAAGAGAGAGUUUCCCACCACGCCGCACGUCAAGCUGGGCAGCUCCUUCACCAAGGUUCAGGAGUUUCUGUCCAGAUUUGAGAACAUCCCGGACAUGUUGGAGCUCGACCACCUCACCGUGUCCGGGGACGUCACCUUCGGGAACAAGGUCUCCCUGAAGGGAACCGUCAUCAUCAUCGCGAAUCACGGCGACAGGAUCGAUAUUCCUGCCGGAGCGAUGCUGGAGAACAAGAUCGUCUCAGGAAACCUGCGGAUCCUCGACCACUGAGGCCUUUUGGGAAAAAAGAAAAGCCAUUUGCACCUUGAAGAGACGUGAAAAGGAUUUUCUUCUCUUGGGAGAUGAACGACAGGAAACAGUCAGUCGCAGUUUGUUGUGUCUGUUUCAAUGUGAAAUCAGCCUGAAAGGGUCAAAGGUCAAACUCCUGCCUGACGCUUCAUGAAGCUUUUCAGGAAGAAAGUUGCUGUAACUGCAAACAACCGAGUCUGAGCCGACUGGGGCGACUUUUCUCAUGUUAAUAAAUAUGAAUAAAAUGAUGCAACACAG